CGGCGACUGCGGAGCCCGAAGCGGCGACACGCGUCGGCCCCGCCAUCCCGCCGCCGCCGCCGCGCUGGGUCGGCCGGAGCUGCAGCCAGGAACGAGUGCCACCGCGCAGGACGCCACCCCGCCGCCGGCCGCAGGACGGAGGCAGGCGCCAGCCUCAGCAAGGGGAACCCAGCAGCGUUGACUCGCCCGACUUCGCCACGGUCACCCAGCACCGGCUGCCACCCACCGGCUCCCCGGACUCUCCAGGCCUCCCCCGCCGCCCCGCGCCUCCCCUCCGGCCCCGCCCGGCCGCACCCCGGGCUGCGCGGCGUCACAGAGCGCAUGCGUGCCGCGGGGGAUGCCGGGAGCGCGCAGUGGCGGCAGCGGCAGCGACGGCAGUAACAGCGGCCGCUCGAGCGGGGACAGCAGCGGGGCGGUGACCGUGUGGGAGGUGGUCUCACUCUUGGGCAAAUUGCUGGGGACCGUCGCCGCGCUGAAGGUGGUUCUGUACCUGCUCCGGGUGUGCUUCGCGAUGGCCUGGAAAUCCGGCGGCGCCAGCCACUCGGAGCUAAUCCACAACCUCCGCAAAAAUGGAAUCAUCAAGACAGAUAAAGUAUUUGAAGUGAUGCUGGCUACAGACCGCUCCCACUAUGCAAAAUCAAACCCUUACAUGGAUUCUCCACAAUCAAUAGGUUUCCAAGCUACAAUUAGCGCUCCUCACAUGCAUGCAUAUGCACUAGAACUUCUGUUUGACCAGUUGCAUGAAGGUGCUAAAGCCCUUGAUGUCGGGUCUGGAAGCGGAAUCCUCACCGCGUGUUUUGCACGGAUGGUUGGACAAAAUGGAAAAGUCAUAGGAAUUGAUCACAUUAAAGAACUAGUAGAUGACUCAAUAAAUAAUGUCAAAAAGGACGACCCAAUGCUUCUGACCUCGGGGCGAGUUCGUCUGGUUGUGGGUGAUGGAAGAAUGGGAUAUGCUGAAGAAGCCCCAUACGACGCAAUUCAUGUAGGAGCUGCAGCCCCAGUUGUACCCCAGGCACUAAUAGACCAGUUAAAGCCUGGUGGAAGAUUGAUAUUGCCAGUCGGCCCUGCAGGAGGAAACCAAAUGUUGGAGCAGUAUGAUAAACUACAAGAUGGCAGUGUCAAAAUGAAGCCUCUGAUGGGGGUGAUAUAUGUGCCUUUAACAGAUAAAGAAAAGCAGUGGUCCAGGUGGAAGUGAUUUUCUCUUCUGCUCUUUCUUCUUCCACACAUUCAAGGGAUGAACUGUAAAAGCAACAUGAGCUUGACCAGUCUAUAACAUUGCAGUGGAUUGCUCAUCUCGGUCCCUAAAGCAUUUGAAAACCAACAGCAUCACAGCUUGUUUUGGACUUUGUUACACUCUUAUUUUCAGCAUGAAAAUGUGUGGUUUUGUAGGAUUUCCUAAUUCAAAGAGGCGCAGAGCCAAGGUUGCAAAGAGGGCAGCAAAGUGUAACUUUGUGUGUUGUUUUAACACGCCCACAUUUUACUUUAAAAAUAUUAAAAGAAAGGGUUCUCCACAUGGAGAGCUUAGUUUGUGAAUUAGUUUUGAGGAGUGGCUUUGCUUUUCUUGAACACUUAAUUCUGUUCCAAUAUUAAUUUAUCAGAUUUCUUUUGUGCAUCAGAUAACACCACCAUUCACAAGUUUAGGUUUCUUGGUAGCCAAUGUCUGUUAGAUGCUACUAAGAAAAUAGAGAUGAGCUUUCUUUUUAAAGCUUUUGAUGUGGUGUCAUAGGAUAGCAUGUUGUAGAUACAAUCAGCUGCUGUUACCUUAAAACUAGGUGUUUGUAAAUACUGAAACGGAAGACGACGGCAGGUGGUGUCCCGUAAACACUCAGCUGUUCAGAUUGGACAUCUCUGAUGUAAUUUUCCUCUCUCAAAAAAUGAUAGGAGGUUGUAGCUCAAUAUCGUUUUCUGUUUCUAGUUUGCUGCUGAUUCUGUAUCUGCGCCUAACACUGUGUAAACUGUUGCUGGUCUCUGCACAGUUUAUGCAGCACUGCUUUGCCAAAUAAACUUAAAAGCGAAAGAAGCA
Messenger RNA from Onychomys torridus (southern grasshopper mouse), 2023 nucleotides. It is a transcript of the gene Pcmt1, whose product is annotated as protein-L-isoaspartate (D-aspartate) O-methyltransferase. Gene Ontology annotation, biological process: protein modification process. The transcript is spliced from 8 exons. Gene Ontology annotation, cellular component: cytoplasm. Gene Ontology annotation, molecular function: protein-L-isoaspartate (D-aspartate) O-methyltransferase activity. The record is from RefSeq and is a predicted model, not a curated record. Bases 338 to 1195 code for a protein of 285 amino acids. NCBI's taxonomy places the organism in Eukaryota, Metazoa, Chordata, Mammalia, Rodentia, Cricetidae.